AAAGGGCAUCAAACUCUUUUAGUCUUUGCUUGGUAUUUAUUAUGUAUUGAUCUGUGUAUUAAAAAAUAGCAUAAAUUAUGUAGCACAACCAGCCUAUUUCAUUAUUUUCGAUUAGUCCCCUUUCGUAACGUUUGUAUAAUCUUGUGUUCGGAUUAUUCUGAAUUCAGUGCACUAAAAGCUCAACGUUAAGUAUUGAUUUAAUCUUAUAUUUUGACAUAGAUUAAACGCAUAUAAUAAAAUUAGUCUGUGUGUGUACUGUGUAGACUUUAGAUCAUAGAUUAUACACUUAAUAUAUACGAGAUUUAGAUCACUAACGUCAUUUCCACCAAAGUAUAAAUUUCGUUUAAAACUAGUUUCUAAUAAUAUUCUGAAAUAUAAUAACAACUAAUAAUUAUGUACGGUAGUGUUCCGUUAAUUGUUAGGUUACUAGCUUCGUCAGUAUCAGUUGCCAACCGAGCUGGGAAAAUCGUUCGCGAUGUAAUGAGCAAAGGGGAACUUGGUAUAGUGGAAAAGGGUAAAGACGACUAUCAAACAGAAGCAGAUAGGUCUGCUCAACGCUGUAUUGUUGCAUCACUUGCAGCUCAAUAUCCUAACUUAAAAAUAAUAGGUGAAGAAGAUAGUUUGGAGGAUGAGGGUGAAGUUGUGAGUGAUUGGUUAGUGAAUGAAAUAGAUAAGGAAAUAUUAAAAUUACAAUGUCCUCCAAAUCUUCAAGAAGUCAAGGAAGAGGAUAUUGUAGUGUGGGUGGAUCCACUUGAUGGAACUUCAGAAUAUACUCAAGGUGCCCUAAUGUUGAAGAGAGAUCCAUGGGAAAGAUGGAAAAUGUACUUAACACAUCCAUUUAUUAGUAUGAAGUGGUAUUUAAGCUUACUACAAAACAAUUAUGGAUUCUUAGAACAUGUGACUGUACUAAUUGGUAUAGCUGUGAAUGAGACACCAGUUGCUGGUGUCAUCCAUCAACCAUACUAUAAAAAUAUAGUUGAAGGUGACAAGAAAAUCGGUAGGACAAUUUGGGGACUGCAUGGUGUGGGUGUAGGUGGAUUUACCCCGGCUCCUCCUCCUGAAUCCAUCGUAAUUACAACUACUAGAAGCCAUUCGAAUCCUGUUGUGGAGGAGGCACUAAAAGUUAUGAAUGCUUCAAAGGUGCUUAGGGUUGGUGGAGCUGGUUACAAGGUCCUGCAAUUAUUAGAAGGAAAUGCAUCAAUAUAUGUUUUUGCUAGUCCCGGCUGUAAGAAAUGGGAUACUUGCGCACCUGAAGCGAUUCUUUCCGCAGCAGGAGGGAAAUUGACUGAUAUACUUGGUAACUUUUACAAAUAUGGAGCAAAUGUUACUAAACCAAAUAAAACUGGUGUGUUAGCUGCAGUUAAUAACGAACUACACAGUUACGCUUUAGAAAGAAUACCUGAAAAACUACAAGAAACUUUAGCAAAUAAGUAGGUUUGUACAUAAUUGUAUGACAAUUAAUGAAAAUCAUAAAUGUUUAUUAUAAAAUUGUAUUUAACAAACAAAUGAAAAGAUAACAUUGUGAAUAAAUUAUGGUUCAAAACUAUUACAUGGCA
Bombyx mori (domestic silkworm) is the source of this 1556-nucleotide messenger RNA. RefSeq names its product 3'(2'),5'-bisphosphate nucleotidase 1. Bases 394 to 1434 code for a protein of 346 amino acids. The transcript has 6 exons. Gene Ontology annotation, molecular function: 3'(2'),5'-bisphosphate nucleotidase activity. Lineage: Eukaryota; Metazoa; Arthropoda; Insecta; Lepidoptera; Bombycidae. The record is from RefSeq and is a predicted model, not a curated record. Gene Ontology annotation, biological process: phosphatidylinositol phosphate biosynthetic process.